This is a messenger RNA of Capsella rubella, 1565 nucleotides long. RefSeq lists its product as uncharacterized. The record is from RefSeq and is a predicted model, not a curated record. The coding region runs from base 295 to 1350 and encodes 351 amino acids. The transcript has 8 exons. NCBI's taxonomy places the organism in Eukaryota, Viridiplantae, Streptophyta, Magnoliopsida, Brassicales, Brassicaceae.
UGUUGGCCAAACUUACUCUUCUUUCCUUUUUAGAUUAUUCUUUCUUUUAAUUUUUUCUUUCUUAAAGUAUUUUGCUUUAAACGUGUGAGAGAUCGCUUUGCUCUGAAAUUUCAACCUUAGUUCCUGUUGAUCCCUAUAUUCUUCGCCGUGUUUGAGAAGAAUCUCAUCUUUUGCCUUCUUCAUCGAAUUUCGCGUCAAGAAGUUUGGAAAAGUUUUUAAUUUUAUCAUCCUUCUUUCAGCAAAUUAUCUCUAUAGUUACCUUUGGAGCGUUUACUGCGGAUUCAGAGCUAAAGAAUGCGUGCACCAUCGUUGCUAGCACAAUGCUUGCCAGGUUUGCUGCCUCAAGAACGAGGUGGUGUGUCUGCAUUAUCAGAGAAGGAUUUGCAGCUUCCUACACCAGCUGUUGAGAUCAUACCUUCUAAGACCGCAGCUCAUCACAGAUAUUCUGGGGAGAAUCUAGAUGUGCUCGGUUUACAAGUUUUCAAGGGAAAAGUAAGUGUUUCUGAUAUGAUCGGGCUCUCGGGUUCAGAAAGUGCUCCUCUAAAAAAUGAAGGCUCUCUGAAAAGUUGGGAAAGUUCUAUCGUUCUUGUUAAUGUCCUUAAAAACGAAAUCCGCGAUGGACAGCUUAGCUUCAGGGGCAAAAGGGUCCUUGAGCUAGGUUGCAAUUACGGAGUUCCUGGGAUAUUUGCCUGCUUGAAAGGUGCUUCCUCAGUCCACUUCCAAGACCUCAGCGCAGAAACAAUAAGAUGCACAACCAUCCCAAACGUUCUUGCAAACCUUGAGCAAGCUCGAGACAGGCAAAGCCGUCAGCCAGAAAGCCCACUCACACCAUCAAGACAAGCUGUCUCUGCAUCAGUCCGUUUCUAUGCAGGAGAAUGGGAAGAGCUCUCGACCGUUCUAUCCAUCAUUAGAACAGAUGUCCUUGAACCAGCUAUUCCUGCAACGAACUUGAGCUUUUCGGAGGAAGAUUUCAUGGAUGGUUGUAGCAGCCAAGACGGGAGCAUUACAGGACAGCAAGAUUUCUCCUCGAGGCGAUCGAGGAAGCUCUCGGGAAGCAGAGCGUGGGAAAGAGCCAACGAGACUGAACAAGGAGGGGAAUGUGGAUAUGAUGUUAUACUAAUGACCGAAAUCCCUUACUCGGUUACUUCUCUGAAGAAACUAUAUUCUCUCAUAAAGAAGUGCCUGAGACCGCCAUACGGGGUAAUGUAUUUGGCGGCGAAGAAGCAAUACGUAGGAUUCAACAGUGGAGCGAGACAUUUGAGGAACUUGGUUGAUGAAGAAACUAUAUUAGGAGCUCAUUUGGUAAAGGAAACGACAGACAGAGAUAUCUGGAAGUUCUUCCUCAAGUAGGCGUAGAAGAACACACUCAUGAACCAUGUGUGACCAAAACAUUCUGCAAGCCAACAUAAGUCAAAUACAAAACAAUUUUUUCUUUAAUGUAGCUAUGCAAUGAUGUAACUGAAGAUCCUAUCUUCAUUUCUCUUUUUUUUCACUAUCUUGGUGGUUCCUUCAUUUGAUUUUUGUAUGGAUUCAUAAUUAGAUGAAAGUUGUCCAGUAAAUGUUUA